This is a messenger RNA of Sardina pilchardus (European sardine), 2568 nucleotides long. It is a transcript of the gene bcl3, whose product is annotated as BCL3 transcription coactivator. The transcript is spliced from 9 exons. The record is from RefSeq and is a predicted model, not a curated record. Gene Ontology annotation, cellular component: cytosol. Gene Ontology annotation, biological process: cellular response to tumor necrosis factor. Lineage: Eukaryota; Metazoa; Chordata; Actinopteri; Clupeiformes; Clupeidae. The coding region runs from base 1 to 1965 and encodes 654 amino acids. Gene Ontology annotation, molecular function: NF-kappaB binding.
AUGCCCCAAAUCAUGACAAUGAGUUGCCAACAGACUUUAUCAGCGGCACCUCUGGAUCUACGGACCUCGACCAGAGGACGUGCAAGCAAUGUUGACAACACAGCGAGUGACACAGGUCGCCUCAGUGACAGUGCUGAAGUGAAAGCGGAGUUACCGGCAAACCAGCAAGACUGUAUUAAUGGAUCGCGGACCACUACCUCUGUCCCUGACCAUCAAGUACUGUCACAUCAAAAGAAGCCACAUCUUAAAGACUGCACAAGUCCGGAGAAGACUCAGUGUACCAAUAACUCGGACUCUGCUUUUGUCCAGGUUCGCGUAAAGCCCGAGUCGGUUGCGGAGGACACGAUUGCUGCCAAAUCACAGGACGCAUCACCUUCAAGACUUCCCUUUAGGAAGCGUCCUUACCCUGGUGGAUCGGAGUCUCCAGCUCAACCAAGCACCCUUUGCCAAAAAGAUUUUGCAAACGGCGCAAAAUCUCGCAAACUUGCUACAAGUGUUUUGAAAACAACCGACCAUUAUGAAGUUCAUGAGGCAUUUGGACGUGUAACGGCACAAGACACCAUUAGUGGUUCUAGGCAGCUGGACCCCUUAAUCCUCCGUCCCUUUGCACUGUGUCCCAGGGCUGCUGUACCUCAUGGAGCUAGAGCACACCUCUCCCCCUGGCAGGUCCAGGUGGAACGGCUGCAGGCUGACGUUGCCCUAGCGACACACCAAGACGAUGACGGAGACACGCCUCUUCAUAUAGCUGUGGUCCAAGGCCAGGAGGAGAUGGUCCACAGGCUGAUACACAUUCUAAAAUGGGCGAAGAAAGAUGUGGACAUCUACAAUAGCAUGAGACAGACUCCACUGCACUUGACUGUCAUCACCGGCAACGUGGACCUCGUGAAGGCUCUGUUGAGGGCAGAUGCUGACCCUGGUGCCCUGGACCGCAAUGGUCAGAACACUCUCCACCUGUGUUGUGAAUACAACCAGGCAUCCUGCCUCUUUGAAAUCCUCUCCCACCCAUCUAACUCUGUCUCUUCCUGGCUGGAGACCCGCAACUAUGAAGGGCUCUCUCCUCUCCACCUGGCUGUGCAGAGUGGAAACAAGGAACAGGUUAAACUGCUGCUGAAGAACGGCGCAGACAUCAACGCAGUGGACAACAAGAGUGGUCGAAGCCCACUCAUGCAUGCGGUGGAGGCCAACAGUAUGGAGAUGGUCAACCUCCUCAUUGAGUGUGGCUGUGACGUAAAUGCCCAAUCCUACAGCGGUAACACGGCCCUGCACAGUGCAUGUGGUCGGGGCUACAUAGAGGCAGUGCGGACUUUGCUGAAAAAUGGAGCCGACAGCAGCCUGAAGAACUACCACAACGACACAGCAGUCAUGGUGGCCAAAAACAAGAGAGUCACAGAUGUGCUCCGUGGGAAGGGGUCACGGACCGUACCGACCAGAACUGACAUCCAGAGUUCUGUGCAUUCCCCUCAACGCAACACAUCGCUGGCAAAGCAGUUCAGCAUUAAUGGGUCUGCAUCUCCAAGGCUUGUUGGGUGUUUGCCUGUGGCUUCCCAACACACAGGCUCUCAUUCUCCCUUCAUGCCAGCGACACACUCCACUCUUGGCCCAGGAGCUAACGGUCUGUCGAGCCGACAGUCUUCCGUCGAGGUUAAAGAAAGGGUGUUACUGCAGAAGAACUUGGGACAUCACAGUGUGGUCCGAGAGACCCACUUUUCUCCAUGGACGCCCCAGUCAUUGUUUUCCAUCUUCCCAGGCUACACACAACAGCUGAGCUCACAGAUGCCUCCUCAUUCAGUAUAUCCAACUGGUUUACCUGGACUAGUCCUGCCAAGUGGCCAUCCUCCACAGAUCCCAUUUUUUCCCAGACCUCAGAUCGACCAGUCACGGUCCUCAAGUCGUAGCAGCGACCAGUCAGAUGUAUCUACAAUGAGUGUAAACAGUGAUAGCAAAGGGGAGAGCUGCCUGGACUAAUCAGCUAAAAUUAUUCUUCCCUCUUUGUAACAACGGAGGUUUCCAAACUGAUUUCAUUAUUGAGUGAAGAUGUCCUGAAGAAUGCUUUGAGAACAAUGAACAAUCUACACUGGUUUUAUUUUACUCCCUUAAUAUGUGAUCGGAAUCAAUACACAAUGUUUUCAGACCAUGCAAUUCUGUACCAAUGUAAAUAAUGUAAAUGUUAAACAAAAAUGCACUGUCUGAUCAUAAAGCACAAUAAUACUGAUGUGAGACAAACAAAAUGCAUGAUCAGGCUAUUUUUCUUCAGAGAAUAUUGUUUUCUUACUCUCAACCAAAUACAACAUUUUCAGAGGGUAGGCUACAAUAAAGGGUAUAGUUACAUAAUAUGAGCCAUGAAACUAAGAGAAUGAAUGUAUUUGUUUUAACCUAGGCCUACAAAAAUGACUUUUUUAAAUAUGAGGCAGAGGUACGAUGGAAGUCAAGAAGAGGAAAAAGGCUUUCAAUUGUACCGUAUAUAGAGGCUACAAAAUGUUUCCGGAACUUUAUGUUGAUGUGAAUGUAGGGUGCGUGCACCAAUAUGUAAACCACUAUAUUUUAAAUAUAGCACUGUUUCCCUCUUUG